GUCAGUGUAGGAAAGCUGUUGUGGAAGAGAGCUGCUUGCUUCAUUAACCGGUUAGAGCUGCACUCGCCAAAUAAUCCUCAGGGGACGAUUUGGAGACAACUGCGAAAGGGGGUAGAACGCCAAGUCCGAGGAUGCCUUACGUGCUCAUCAGCACACAGAUUCGACUGGAAACUGGUCCUACUAUGGUUGGGGAUGAAUACUCAGACCCAACCCUUAUGAAUUACUUAGGAGCCAGGAAAACAACAAUGUUGGGCAACAACUUUUCUGAAUACCAUGUAGACGAUCCACCACGAAUGGUUCUGGACAAACUGGAGAAGAUCGGCUAUCGUGUGGUGAGCAUGACUGGAGUAGGCCAGACACUGGUGUGGUGCCUACACAAGGAGACACUGUGAGCUGUGCAGAUGUUGGUGAAUAAUGGGUGCCCUGCCUUACCAAUGGAUUACCACAGACUAACUGCUGGAUAUUCUUGUGCUGUACAUGUGAUCUUACAUUCUGCUGAAGCUCUGGUGAUUUGUAUUACACAAUACAUAAAAAAAUAAUUACUUUUUUGAUACUUGCAUCCAAAUGAUUUUUACCUCAUAGAUCCUAGAAGGGGGGCUAAAUUAUAUUGUUCUUAUUACCAGGGGAAACUGUUGCUGGGUGGAAUUUAAAAUUAGUUUUAAGGUACAAGUAGUAUUUUUAAUUUGUUUUGGACACAUUGUGUUCACUUUAGUCAGCAGUUAAUUCUUGGCACUGGAUUCUCAGUGGAAAGGACUUGAAGAUUCCCUCUGGAAGCCUAUUAAUCCUUCCUAUAAUGUGUAUGACUAGUUCUAGAAAAAAACCAAAGGUGUAUUUUUGUCUUCUUGGCUUCAGAAGGAUGGGGUGGUUCACAGGCUUCAAAAUUACACAUUUUUUUCAAAACACAUUUUGAAGGAGAUCUGUGUAAUAAAAGAGCCAGUUCAAAUGUUAGUUUCUGUUAUCAUCAGUGGGAACAGCCACAGUUCCUGUGACACAGUGACACAGUGUCAUAGCCAAAGCUUGAAUUACCUGUCACAAUGAAUUUGAACACAUUGUAAAGUUCAAUGUUCACACAUAAAGUUCAUGACAAAUUCUAUGGGCCUUAGUGGCUAAUGUUUGUGGCUAAGUGGAAAUUUUUCACACCUAUUGGAUAUUUCUGCAGAUAGCCACUAAGGUUCUUGGUGUGAGGUCAUCUCAUGCCACACAUCUCGGCCCCACAGUUAGAAACAAGUACGUACUGUAUAUAUAUGAUGCAGAUGUUUCACAGAAUAACUACAUUCCACUGCAGAAACAUAGUUUAUGUCCAUUACUGUUUAAGAAAUGUUGUCUGGAUAAUGACACUUUCCCCAGCUUGCAAAGUCUCUUCGUCAUAAAUAAAGACUAUCAAACCUAUAACUACAUUUCUGUUUAGUAUACACAUUAAGUAGAGCACAAAAUGAAAUGUAUUCUCUAAUAAUCAACAGAGCAUAGUGUGAAAGUCAUUCAAAUAUGUCUGUUUUGGACUGUUGUCUAUAACAAUGAUGUAAUUUAAAUCACAUGUGUUAUUCCCAGUUGUGUGCCUGUCACCAUCAUCUAGAAAUAAAGGUUGAGUUCAAUACAUUCUCAAUGUGAUAAAGUGUGAGAUUGAGAUGGAGACUGUAUAAAAUUAACAUUAAAUGUAAAAAUGUAAUAAAUUAGUUUUGUCCUUUA
This is a messenger RNA of Lepisosteus oculatus (spotted gar), 1686 nucleotides long. RefSeq names its product GTP cyclohydrolase I feedback regulator (gene gchfr). Gene Ontology annotation, molecular function: GTP cyclohydrolase binding. The record is from RefSeq and is a predicted model, not a curated record. NCBI's taxonomy places the organism in Eukaryota, Metazoa, Chordata, Actinopteri, Semionotiformes, Lepisosteidae. Gene Ontology annotation, biological process: negative regulation of biosynthetic process. Gene Ontology annotation, cellular component: nucleus; cytoplasm.